AUGUUAAGAUUUUCAACGAAAUUCCAGUAUAGUAGCACAACAUGUUCUUACAUUUCAAAACUAGUUACUUUCUCUUCAGUUAGAGGAAAUAUCAAGCAGUACACUACAGAAGCAUCCAAUACUGCUCCUAAGCUGACAAACAAUAGACCAGAACCUGAUAAGGUAUUACAAGAUAUUGCACAUUAUGUACACAAUAUUAGUAUUGACUCGCAAUUAGCAAAAGAUACGGCCAAACUCUGUUUGUUAGAUACGUUAGGUUGUGGGCUUGCUGCGCUGAAAUAUCCCCAUGUACAAGAUAUCAUUAAGCCAAUAGUUCCUGGCACGGUUAUUCCUAAUGGGACUAAGGUAUUUGGUACCAAUUAUGUGACAGAUCCUGUCAGAGGUGCAUUUGUUGUUGGAACAUUGAUUCGGUGGUUGGAUUUCAAUGAUUGUUGGUUGGCAAAAGAAUGGGGACAUCCGUCUGACAACUUAGGUGGUAUUUUACCAGUUGCUGAUUACAUGACACGCUUAUAUAGAGCUUCAAACGGUAAAGAAGGUAAAGUGUUCAGCGUAGACGACAUUUUGGAAUGCAUGAUUAAAGCCCAUGAAAUUCAAGGUAUUAUUGCACUAGAUAAUUCAUUGAAUGAGGUCGGACUAGACCAUGUCGCUUUGGUUAAAAUUGCAACAACUGCAGUAGUUUCAAAAAUGUUACAACUGUCCGAAGAACAAACCAUUGAAGCGGUAUCACAUGCAUUUGUGGAUGGUCAACCACUGCGUACAUACCGUCAUGCUCCAAAUACGGGUUCUAGGAAAUCUUGGGCUGCUGGUGAUGCUGUUUCCAGGGCCGUAAAUCUGGCAUUUAUGGUGAAAAAUGCAGGAAUUGGAACUAUCCAUUCCGUUUUAACAGCUAGAAAAUGGGGUGUCUAUGAUGUACUAUUUAAUGGUAAACCAUUCAUUUUUGACCAGAAAAAGGAAUACGGAUCUUAUGUUAUGGAAAAUGUUCUCUUCAAGAUCUCUUUCCCGGCAGAAUUCCAUGCUCAGACGGCUGUUGAAGCAGGGAUGAAAGCACAUAGGGUGCUACUGGAUAAUGGCAGAACAUACAAAGAUAUUAAAUCAGUUAGAAUAAGAACACAACAACCAGCAAUUGAUAUAAUUGAUAAAGUAGGCCCAUUGUACAAUUAUGCAGAUAGAGACCAUUGUAUCCAGUAUAUGACAACAAUCCCGUUAAUUUAUGGAAGAUUAGAAGCAGAUGACUAUAUGGAUGCUGUUGCAUUAUUAGCGGAUAUCGAUGUACUAAGAAAUAAGAUCUAUUGUAUUAAAGAUGCUGAGUUUACGAAAGAUUACUAUAAUCCAGAAAAAAGGUCAAUUGCUAAUGCUCUUUUGGUUGAAUUGAAUGAUGGUACUUUUUUAGACGAGAUUGUAGUAGAGUAUCCUAUAGGUCACAAAUUCAGAAGGGAGGAAGGUAUUCCGUUGUUGCUGAAGAAGUUCAGAAAUCACCUUUCUACAUAUAGUCACUAUUCCCCAGGGAAGGCCGAUGAAAUUUACCGUCUUUCCAUGAGUCCAGAAUUUGGGGAGAUGGCAAUUGAUCAUUAUAUUGAUCAAUAUUGUAUCACCUAA
Molecule: messenger RNA, 1596 nt
Organism: Naumovozyma dairenensis CBS 421
Lineage: Eukaryota; Fungi; Ascomycota; Saccharomycetes; Saccharomycetales; Saccharomycetaceae
Gene: PDH1
Product: putative 2-methylcitrate dehydratase
Exons: 1
Coding region: 1-1596 (531 amino acids)
Cellular component (GO): mitochondrion
Molecular function (GO): 2 iron, 2 sulfur cluster binding; 2-methylcitrate dehydratase activity
Source: RefSeq, a predicted model, not a curated record